Musa acuminata AAA Group (dessert banana) is the source of this 1802-nucleotide messenger RNA. RefSeq names its product bZIP transcription factor TRAB1. The record is from RefSeq and is a predicted model, not a curated record. Gene Ontology annotation, biological process: positive regulation of DNA-templated transcription. Bases 310 to 1506 code for a protein of 398 amino acids. NCBI's taxonomy places the organism in Eukaryota, Viridiplantae, Streptophyta, Magnoliopsida, Zingiberales, Musaceae. Gene Ontology annotation, cellular component: nucleus. Gene Ontology annotation, molecular function: DNA-binding transcription factor activity. The transcript is spliced from 4 exons.
UCUCUCUCUCUCUCUCUCUCUCUCUCUUUCACUCUGUUUCUUGCGCAUCUGCACAAAUAUGUUGCGCGCACUCCCUAGGAUAAUUAUAAGAAUCUUGUGUGUAUUGUCAAUUUCGGCAAGGACGAUAUUUGAAGAUGCCAAUUUGUGUAAAAUAUUGUGGCAGGAGGUGUUAGUACUGUUGGUUUGUCUGUGUUUUGUGGGAAUUUUUGGGUUUUGGUUGUGAUUGUUGGAGACUUGUAUGGAGUCUGAUCUUGAUUAUUUUGUUGGUGUGAUUGGUUUUUGAGGAAAUAUUGAAGUAGGUGAGGAGGGAUGAAUUCCAAGAGUUUGGGAGUAGGAAGAGAGGAUGGACAGGCGCAGCCGCCACCGCCGCCGACGCUGCUGUCGCGGCAGGGUUCGAUUUACUCGCUGACGUUCGACGAGUUCCAGAGCACGCGCGGGGGGCUUGGCAAGGACUUCGGGUCGAUGAACAUGGACGAGUUCCUUAAGAACAUAUGGACCGCGGAGGAGAGCUACGCCAUGGUCGCCGCCCUCGGCGACGGCAGCGGUGGCUUUGGUGCCGGGGCCGGCCUCCAGCGGCAGGCCUCGCUCACCUUGCCCAGAACCCUUAGCCAGAAGACUGUCGACCAGGUCUGGCGGGGCCUCGUCGAACCCUCCUCCUCCGGCCAAGGACUGGCCGCCAGCUGCGGCGGCACGGACUUCCCGCGGCAACCCACCCUCGGGGAGAUUACCCUUGAGGAGUUCUUGGUGCGGGCCGGAGUGGUGCGGGAGGAUAUGGCUCCGUCGCCGAGACCACCGACGCCGAUUGGCAAUAAAAGUAACAACACCAAUAUCUACUAUGGAGAUUUGCCGGCCGUGAACACUUCGGCUGGGCUGGAACUCAAGUUCAAUCAGGCACCGGGUCGAAGCAAUGGAAAUAUGGCAAACGUUCCAAUUGCUCACUGUUCAGCUGCUAAUUUGGGGGUGACAUCCACUGUUGCGAGACCUUUUGCGCCUCCAGUUCCCCUGGGAGAUAGCAUGGGCUUGGUGAGCCCGCAGGGCAUGAGAGGCGGAGAACUUGGCGGCUUUGGCCACGUCGGGAUGAACAACAGAUUGAUGACGGGGAUGGUUGGUCUGAGCACAGCUGGAGUCAUGGGAGCGUCAGGGUCGCCAAAAAACCAUCUGUCUUCAGAUGAAAUUGUUAAAGGCAACGGGGAUCUAUCUUCUUUAUCACCUGUUCCAUAUGUGUUUAAUGGUGGGCCGAGGGAAAGGAAGCGUAAUAGGAGUCUGGAUAAAGUUGUGGAAAGGAGGCAGAGGAGGAUGAUCAAGAACAGGGAGUCAGCUGCUAGAUCACGUGCCCGGAAGCAGGCUUAUACUGUGGAGUUGGAAGCUGAAGUGGCAAAACUCAAAGAGCUAAACCAAGAAUUGCAGAAAAAACAGGUGGAAAUGAUGGAGAUGAAGAAGAAUCAGCUAUGGAAAAUGAAUGUACUUACGAAGGUUAAAGUCGGAACUAUCAGGUCCUCCAGGUGAUCAAGCGGCAGCAUGGACAAAAGAAACAACGGUUGAGGAGGACACGAACAGGUCCAUGGUAAAGCGGGACUUGAUGACAAUAGGUGAAUCAAACUAUAAAAACCCAUGGUGUGAAACUAUUUGAGAUCGACUAAAUGGAUUUUUUUUAUCAUUGAACUAUGUGUAUGUGUAAAAUGAUAGUUGUUGAACCAGAAUAUCUUAUAUUUUAGCUCAUAGAACAGUUGUGUAUAUAGCAGGAAAUUGCACCUCUUGCUGUAGAAUCCAGAUCUUGUAUAAUUAAUUUCUCAUCCAUCUUA